AUGUCGCCGUCAUAUUCUGGCUCCAGUAUUGAGGAGGCACCUGAGGUAGAAGAGAUUCAGCCUCAAAGAACAAAGUCACGGCGAUCCGAUGCGGGCAAUGACUUACAUCUUGUGCAAAGUCAUAUGUCCCAUCAUGAUAUGCCCGUGGCCACACAUGAAUUCCAUGAAGUGGAUGCCGAACAAUACUUGCGCUUUUCACCCUCACGGAAAAUAGUGAUUGUCGCAGUGCUAUCGUUCUGUUCAUUUCUGGCCCCAAUUUCUUCAACGUCUAUUUUAUCAGGAAUCCCGGAGGUUGCAGAAACCUACAACACCACCGGAAGCAUCAUCAAUGCCAGCAAUGCUUUAUACUUAGCGUUUAUGGGCAUCGCCGCGCCUUUCUGGGGACCAUUUAGCCAAGUGUGGGGCCGGAGACCGAUCUUUCUAAUUAGUGCUUUUCUGUUCUUUGCUUUUAGCAUUGGCACUGCACUGGCCCCAAAUCUACCAUCAUAUUUUAUCUUCCGUAUUCUCACAGCCUUCCAAGGAACAUCAUUCCUCGUGGUAGGAAGCUCUGCAAUUGGAGAUGUUUAUGAGCCACGAGCCCGCGCAACAGCUUUAGGAUGGUUCCUCUCUGGUACCCUUAUUGGACCUGCAUUCGGACCAUUCAUCGGCGGUGUUAUUGUCACAUUCCGCUCCUGGAGAGUAGUCUUUUGGCUCCAAACUGCCCUUGGCGGGUUUGGUACUUUACUAGUCUUCUUCUUCUUCCCAGAGACAUACCCCCACUUGGCCAAGGCAGAUGAGACCCAGAAAACACCCAAACAAAAAGCCCAAUUCCUCUGGCACCGCGUCAAUCCUCUCCGCGUCGGCGUUCUCCUCUUCUCUUACCCGAAUCUCUUCUUCGCAGGCCUAGCAGCCGGCGCCCUAGUCUGGAAUCAAUAUUCUCUCCUCACCCCAAUCCGUUACGUUCUAAACCCCCGAUUCAACCUUACCAGUCCCAUCGAAUCGGGAUUGUUCUACAUCGCCCCGGGCUGCGGGUAUCUAGUUGGUACUUUUAUGGGCGGGCGAUGGGCCGACUACACAGUUAAGAAAUGGAUCCGCAAGCGUGGUGGCGUUCGAGUUCCAGAAGAUCGACUCAAGUCCUGUCUUGUCUUCCUCGGAAUUGUUAUUCCAGGCUGCAUACUGGUAUACGGAUGGACAGUCGAGAAAGCCGUGGGCGGGAUUCCCGUGCCAGUACUAGCUAUGUUCGUACAAGGUAUCGCGCAACUCUUCUGCUUCCCAAGUCUGAAUACCUUCUGCUUGGACGUGAUGCAAUCCUCUGGCCGUAGUGCAGAGGUCGUAGCAGGAAACUACAUGUUCCGGUACGUCUUUGCUGCCAUUGGCUCUGGUGUUGUCCUUCCGGCUAUUAAGGGGAUUGGUGUUGGUUGGUUUAGCACCAUCAGUGCCGUUUUUCUCGUGAUUGCUGGUGGUUGUGUUUGGGUGACUACUAUUUUCGGAGAUAAGUGGCGAAAGGAGGUUGAUGCUAAGAAUCAGCAAAAAGAAGCGAAAAGGCUAGGAGAGCAGGUCUUUUCACAGGAGAGUGAGAAGAAAGCUGAGGUUUGA
Molecule: messenger RNA, 1575 nt
Organism: Penicillium angulare
Lineage: Eukaryota; Fungi; Ascomycota; Eurotiomycetes; Eurotiales; Aspergillaceae
Product: putative MFS transporter
Exons: 3
Coding region: 1-1575 (524 amino acids)
Biological process (GO): transmembrane transport
Molecular function (GO): transmembrane transporter activity
Source: RefSeq, a predicted model, not a curated record